Molecule: messenger RNA, 1941 nt
Organism: Anopheles arabiensis
Lineage: Eukaryota; Metazoa; Arthropoda; Insecta; Diptera; Culicidae
Product: maltase 2-like
Exons: 3
Coding region: 45-1874 (609 amino acids)
Biological process (GO): carbohydrate metabolic process
Source: RefSeq, a predicted model, not a curated record
ACACACGGCCGUGUGGUACAGUACGCUCACGACAGUGGCCAGUGAUGGGUGCGCGUUGGAAUUUAGCAUUGCUCGGGCUGGUGUUUGUCGCCGCCGGUUGUACCGUGCGGUCGCAGGAAGCUCAACCCGCCGACAAAGAGUGGUGGGAAACGGCCCUGUUCUACCAGAUCUAUCCCCGCUCCUUCUACGACACGAACGAUGACGGGGUGGGAGAUGUGCGAGGCGUUACGGCGAAGCUGCAGUACCUGAAGGACACGGGCAUCGAUGCGACGUGGCUGAGUCCGAUCUUUAGCUCGCCGCAGGAAGACUUUGGGUACGAUGUGUCGGAUUUCAAGCAGGUCGAUCCACUGUUUGGCACGAACGCCGAUCUGGAGCAACUGUUUGCGGAGGCGAACAAGCUGGGGCUGAAGAUAGUGCUGGAUUUUGUGCCGAACCAUACGAGCAACAAGCACCAGUGGUUCAUCGAUUCGGAGAAGGGAAUUGCACCGUACCGGGACUAUUACGUAUGGCGCCCGGCCAGGAUGGUGAAUGGGCAGCGAAUGCCACCGAACAAUUGGCAAUCGGUGUUUUACGGCUCGGCUUGGGAGUGGAGCGAGCUGCGCGGCGAGUACUAUCUGCACCAGUUCGCCAAAGGCCAGCCCGAUCUGAACUAUCGCAAUCCGGCCGUGGUCGCCGAGUUCGACGAUGUGCUGCGGUACUGGAUGGAGCGCGGUGCGGCUGGAUUCCGGGUCGACGCGAUCAACCACAUGUUCGAGCAUCCGGACUUUAUCGACGAGCCGAUCAACAAUCCGGAGGAUCCGAACAGCUACGGCUACACGCACCACAUCUACACGAAGGAUCUGCCGGAAACGUACGACGUGAUCGCGCACUGGCGCACCGUGCUCGAUGACUUUGCUCGCCAGAAGGGUAGUGAUGCUAUCAUCAUGAUGACGGAAGCGUACGCCAAUCUGACGAUGACGCUGCGCUUCUACGAAUCGGACGACGGUAAGCAGCAGCGCGCUCACUUCCCCUUCAACUUUGUGAUGAUCGAGGAGCUGGGUGAGAAUUCGAAUGCACGUGACUUUAAGCGGGUAAUUGAUCGUUGGCUGGGCAAUGUGCCGCGCGGUAAAACCACCAACUGGGUGCUGGGCAAUCACGAUAAGCCGCGCGUUGCUAGCCGGUACGGAGUGGAGCGCAUUGACGGUAUGCAGCUGAUGUUGCUGACACUGCCCGGUGUGGCGGUGACGUACAACGGGGACGAGAUUGGCAUGAUUGACCAUCGGGACAUUUCGUACGAGGAUACGCUCGAUCCGCAGGGAUGCAAUCUUGGCCCCGAAGGGUACCGGUGGGCAUCGCGUGAUCCACAGCGCGUCCCCUUCCAGUGGGACGAUACGUAUAAUGCGGGCUUUUCGCGCGCGCCACGUACCUGGCUGCCGGUGCAUCCUUACUAUAGGCAAACGAAUCUGCUGAAGCAGCAGGAAGCGGAGUACAGCCACUACAAGUUCUAUCUGGAUGCGGUUGCGAUGCGCAAGGAUCGGGUGUUUACGCACGGUGAGUUCAAGUCGCACGCGUUCGGUGAUGGUGUGUUUGCGUUCGUGCGGUACUUGAGAGAGAACGAGGAUCGCAUGGACGAUCCGUACCGGGUGGUGCUGAUCAACUUCUACGGCGAGCGCACCACGAUCGAUGUGAACGAUCUGUACGAAAUUCACAACCAAACGCAGGUGUACCUGGUCGGUACGGAAUCGCGCCACAAGGUGGGACAUUUGCUAACCGCAAAGGAAGUUACGCUGGGCCCGUGGGACUCGAUCGUGCUUGGGCCGGUGUCGAGUGGUGGACGGGCUGUGCUAGCGUUCGGAUUGCUCGUUCUUGCCGUAGUGAAAACGUUCCUUUUCUAGGCGCUGAUGUAGAUGUCGGUUUCGUCGUCGCUUCUAACGAGCAUAAUAAAUAUCCUUAAGAACCGAA